UCUGAAAUUACCCUUCCUCUUUCUACUUCGUAAACUCCUUCGCCUAAACAUUCCUGUGUUGAGUUGUUUCUGUUCGGCUCUCUUUUUUAGUUUGAUUUUUUUAUAGGCUUUGAUUCUCGCUUCAAUCUGCCUGAUUUGAGUGAUUUCACCGUCGAUAGCUUCAAAAUAUCGAGGGAGUUCUGGAGUUUUCUCAGCUCGGUUUGCCUUUUAAAUGAUAAAUAACAGGAGUAGAGGUUUUGUCUGAGGAAGGAUUCGUUUGGCGAAUUGGCGAACUUUCCAGAGAGAGGCUAUUGCGUUUUACAACUCUGGCCGGCGCUCUAGUUAUACAUUGGCCAGCCAGCGGCUUAGGAGAGAGGUGUCUGUUUCCCGGUCCUCGAUCAUUUUUAUAUUGUCUCAGCUCAUUGGUUUGGUGCCUUCCGGUUGAUUAUGGCUAACUUUUGAUCGGACUGAUUAUCCAAUGUGAACCUAGUAUUCAACUCAAUCUGUAAUAUUGAGAUGUGGCUGCGUAAAUAUUGAAAAAGCCAACAAGAAAAAAACAAGAUAGUUAAGCUCUACUGUGUCUUGAGGAACUCAAGUUGCUGAAUUCUUGAUAUGGCGAAACUUAAUUGCUUCUUUUUACGAAUUGGGAAGAAGAAAAAGAAUAAGAUGGAUGUGAAGUCGUCAAGGGAUGCCGAAUUUUCAAACAAGAUUGCAGCCCUGCAAAUCAAUACUGAUCACCCUGUGAAACCUUUUCAAACUGAUGAGCUCAAAUUGACAUCCUUUAGUGUCUCGGUACCUUAUGACAUGCAAGAUAAUUCCCUUUGCAAUGUCAAGGUGAUGAGUCAUGAAAGUCCUGUUGGGAAUGAAGUGGCAGAGAUAGCGUAUGAAGGGGAAGAUGAGCAUGAAGAAAACAUAUCUGUCAAGAGGGAGUUCUCUGACUUUGAUCUCCAAGCACAUGUAACUAAUUCAGGUGAAGAAGAGGUUGAUCCUAGUAACCGAAAAUCCGGUUGCUUUGAUUCAAUUGAUAAAGCAGUGAAUGGACAAUUUAAAAACAAAGAUGAGAAAGGUAAUGAAAAGGGUGUUGAUAUAAUCCAGAGUGGACAUGUUAGUGAUCCAGGGAUUGGGAAGGCCGAAUUCUGGGCCUCACCGAAGCUUCAGCGCUCCUGCUCUAAUUUGGAAACAAGGGUUGUGCUGAGAAAGAUUGCAGAUCAAUUGCCUCCUUCAAAAUCUGAGUCUUAUGAUGAAUUGCAGGAACUAGCUUCAAAGUUGAGGCAGAAUUUUGAUCCUGGGAGUCCUGGAUCAGUGAAGAGCCAUUUGAGUGCUGAUAGAGUGAUGUUAAAAAAACAUUCAUCGAGCCAAAUUCUGCCUUCCAGGAGUAGAAGGUUGUGGUGGAAAUUGUUCCUGUGGAGCCAUAGGAAUUUGCACAAACCAUGGAUUUCAAGACGUCAACCAGUUCCUAUUGUUGCUGCUCAAAAGCAGCAGGGUGGGUACUCUUCGGAUACACUUGAACCAAAUAGAGGUAUGAAUUCUGGAAAAGUUUUAUCCCCUGGAUCAUAUACUGAUGAAUCCUUAAACAAAGGUUGGAGUGGCAAUUAUAAUAAUUGCAACCGCAGCUGGGAUGGUUUUGAUAAUGGAAUUUCUGCCUUUUGGCCGCAUAACCAAUGGGUUGCUUUUCAACCAGAAUCAGCUUCUUUCAAAAGAGUAAAUGAGUGGGUGAAAGGUCUUGAAACGCCAACCCCAAUUCCAGUUGUUGAUGAUGAGGGUUUUGUCUUCCCACCCUCUCAUGACACUGGUAAGUCACCAGCUAGAAGUACUGCCCACUUGACUUAUCGUACGGAUAUCAAUCUUCCAGUGGAGGUUUUGCAUGCCAAUAGUGUAAUCCAGUCUUUGAAUUCUUCUUCAACUGUGGCUCACAUUGCUGGUAUAGGCUUGAAAGCCAUCCCAACAAUCUCACGGUUCUCGGGUCUUCGGACUGUUAACUUGUCAAACAAUUUUAUAGUUCAUAUAACUGGAGGAUCACUGCCAAAGGGCCUUAAUACACUCAACCUGUCAAGAAAUAAGAUCACAACCAUUGAAGGUCUCAGAGAAUUGACCCGACUGCGAGUACUUGAUCUCAGUUAUAACCGCAUUUCUCACAUUGGACAUGGUUUGUCAAGCUGUACACUAAUAAAGGAACUCUAUCUUGCGGGAAACAAGAUCAGUGAUAUUGAGGGUUUGCAUAGGCUCUUGAAGCUGACUGUCUUAGACAUGAGCUUCAACAAGAUAACAACAACGAAAGCUCUUGGUCAGCUUGUGCCUAACUACCAUUCAUUGCUAGCUUUGAAUCUGUUGGGUAAUCCCAUUCAGAGUAACGUCGGUGAUGACCAGUUGCGCAAAGCAGUUUGUAGUCUACUUCCAAAGCUAGUGUAUCUAAACAAGCAGCCCAUCAAACCACAGCGAGCACGAGAGCUUCUCAAUAAUAGUGUUGCCAAAGCAGUCCUUGGGAGCAGCAGUCAGAGCACCAAAAGAAAAGCAGGGAAAAAACCAAGCCGAAGUGAAGCAUUCCCCAGUGGUCAAAGGAGCAGUGCAACAGCCGGGCAGAAAAAUAAGAGAAAGUUAAAGAGCCAAUCUCAUGGCCACUUGCCCUUGAAGACACUAUCAUCUGCACAUGCUUCAUCAUCCUCUGCACAUCUUCUCGGCUAAAACUGCUGUGUGAUUUCCGAAAAUUAGAGUUUUUCUUUUGGGGGGAUUGAUUGCUCUCAUAUCCACCUGAAGACUAUUGGUAUGCCAAACGUAAAAUAUGCUUUCUUGUUGGAGUGGUUUUGGUUUUUCAAUCAGAAUUCCUUAUGGUGUGGUUCAUUUUAGCUAUAAUGUCAAAGUGCUGAAUCUUCCUUGUACUUCACAGGGAAAUUUAAAUUAAAUGCUUUCAUUA
Mangifera indica (mango) is the source of this 2890-nucleotide messenger RNA. RefSeq lists its product as uncharacterized. Lineage: Eukaryota; Viridiplantae; Streptophyta; Magnoliopsida; Sapindales; Anacardiaceae. The coding region runs from base 592 to 2661 and encodes 689 amino acids. The record is from RefSeq and is a predicted model, not a curated record. Gene Ontology annotation, cellular component: cytoplasm. The transcript is spliced from 5 exons. Gene Ontology annotation, molecular function: protein kinase binding.